Molecule: messenger RNA, 1665 nt
Organism: Dendrobium catenatum
Lineage: Eukaryota; Viridiplantae; Streptophyta; Magnoliopsida; Asparagales; Orchidaceae
Product: rhodanese-like domain-containing protein 4, chloroplastic
Exons: 8
Coding region: 62-1318 (418 amino acids)
Source: RefSeq, a predicted model, not a curated record
CGGUACCCUCCAAAACCCAUUUCAUGAACCCCAAUCCCUAAUCCAGCCACAAAAUAAUGCCAUGCAGGUUCUCAAUGCCGCCAGUCUCGCCCCAAUUCCUCUCCCCCAAAAUCCCGAUUGCAAAAGAGCUCUUUUGCCCAUCAGAACGUUGAAGCCCUCAGCUUCACUUAUUCGGCGAAUCAACCAGGGUUUAGCUUCUCUAUCUUCAUCUCUCUGCGUCGCGGGCUUAGCGAAAGCUCUAACAUAUGAUGAGGCUCUAGGGUUCUCGAGUUCAUCGAGUGACUUAGACCUCGGCAGGAUCGUUGAUGGGAUUGUUAAGUUCGGAUCCGAGAACCCUUUGAUCGUCGCGGGAGGGGUUGCGGUCUUGGUUGUUCCAGUCAUUGUGUCACAGACAUUGGGCCGCUCCAAGGCUUGGGGGGUGGAGUCGGCGAAGAGGGCGUAUGCGAGGAUUGGGGAGGAUGAGGGUGCGCAGUUGCUUGAUAUAAGGGAAGGGAAGGAGUUAAAGGAGGCGGGGAGUCCAGAUUUGCGUGGAUUGAAGAAGAAGUCGGUGACGAUAACGUAUCGAGGGGAAGAUAAAGCUGGUUUUUUGAAUAAGCUUGCUUUGAAGUUUAAGGACCCGGGGAAUACCACAUUGUUUAUUAUUGAUAAGUUUGAUGGGAACUCUGAAUUGGUCGCCGAAUUGCUGACCGCAAAUGGUUUUAAAGCUGCUUUUGCAAUAAAGGAUGGCGCUGAAGGAACUCGAGGAUGGAAGAAUAGUGGCCUUCCUUGGACAUCUCCUAAAAAGACAUUAUUGCUUGAUUUUGGUGAAUUAGCAGAAGCACUUACUGGUACAAUUGGGGGGACUUCAGAUGGUGUACCUGUUGCUCUUGGUCUAGCAGCUGCUACUGGCUUGGGCUUGUUUGCCUUCACGGAGGUAGAAACAUUACUUCAGCUUCUGGGCUCUGCUGCUAUCAUACAGCUCAUCACCAAGAAGCUCUUGUUUGCAGAAGACCGCAAGGCAACAUUACAGCAAGUUGAUGAGUUCUUGAACACAAAAGUGGCUCCCAAGGAGCUUGUUGAUGAGAUAAAGAUGAUUGGUAAGGCUCUUCUACCAACACAAAGUAGAUCACAAGCCAGUCUACCAGCUCCAGCAGAGGUAACUCAAGUGGAAUCUUCUGUUGCUAAUCCAGAACAGAAGGUUGAAACAGAACCAGCUCGAGAAGUCAAUUCAGUUCCCAAAGCUGAACUUAGUGAAACUGGCAGGCCAACAUAUCUUUCACCUUAUCCAUCUUAUCCAGACUACAAACCCCCAUCUUCACCUUCUCCUUCCAAGCCCUAGAUGCUUAGUUCAUUCAAAUCAAUACUCUGAGGUUUCCUGGUGCACUUUUCUUUCAUAGUUAGAAGACAUCAAGCUCUUUUUUUUGUUAAUGGAUAUUUAGUUUUCAAGCUGCAAUUAUUCAGUGUCAAAUGAUUUUUCUGGAAAUGCAGUGUUAAAGCCAUCUUUGUUGUUUGAAUCUGGGUUACAGCACAACUGGACAUGAGUGUUUGUUUUCAAUUAUGUAUGGCACAUUUUCCCCACUUUCUUUCUUGUAUUUGCUCUCAAAUCCAUCUGAAUUGUAUUUUUUUUCCCACCAAUAAGCUAUAAAAUACAUUCAUAUCCUGCAGAGAUGCAGAUUCUCACUGCUA